AGACGCAUGCUGAAAAGUUGUCCAAAGUGUACCAGCCACUACGCUCUGCCCUCUUAACAAAAAGUAUAGUAUCUGUUGCACACCUUCUUGCUGCUCGACAAGACUUCUCCAAGAUUCUACGCACAAGCAGCGGAAAGAUAAGAGAGAAGUCUGCUUGUGCCAUUAACAAGGUCCUCAUGGGCCGAGUACCUGACAGAGGAGGACGUCCCUGUGAGAUUGAACCUCCACCUCCAGAGAUGCCCUCGUGGCAGAAGCGCCAGGAUCCUCCUCAAGGUGGAGGACACUAUGGCGGCGGUGGGCAUGGAGGUGGAAGAGGGGGCUAUGACCACUACUCCCAAGGUGGCCGUGGAGGAUAUGAGAGAGGAGGACAUGGAGACAGGGGUGGCAGAGGAAGAGGUGGAAAGGUGCAAGGAGGGUGGGGAGAAGGAGGUGGGGGAGGGAGAGGCAGUUACAGCCAGGGCCACUUUCAAGAUGCAGGAGGUUAUCAGGGGGGAGGAGGGAGAAGUGGGCAUGGAGGAGGAGGGAACCACCAAGGAGGCCUCCAGGAUCCUGGCUACCAUGCAGGAGGGGGAGCUGGAGGCGGUUACCAUGACAAUUUCCAUCAAGAUGGUGGAAGGCAUCAGGAGAGAGGCGGGAGUCGAGGAGGUCGAGGGGGCAGGGGAAGAGGAGGCCGAGGAGGAGGAGGAGGAGGAGGAGGCCUACGAAGAAAUGGAAGACGAAUACUCCAGGACCAUUCGUCUGUUGUUUAUCAGAUGUGUGGCUCUUCCUGGUGUAACGGAGGAGUUGUGGACAGAGGAGAAUGAGAGGGCUUUGGAUCAAUUCAUUGUUGACGACACAAUCACAACCAUGGUGGUGUACCUGGACACUGACUCCAAGCUGUGGGUGGAAUACUCCAUACCUGUACAGGUGGUGGAGCAGCUGUGCUAUUUUAUCCGCAAACCAGGAGCCAUUAUCACAGCAGAGACAUUUGAUUCAGCUGUACAGUUUGGCAUGCUUCGAGAAAACCCCAUCCAAAGGCUGCUCCAUGAAAUGAUCUGUUUGCAUGCACCGCCAGUCGCCCUCUCAACCUACAGCCAGAAGAGCAUCAAAGACAACUAUGCCAACAACAUGCACUGCUUCCUGGCCUGCCUCUCGGAUGAUGUGUAUAAGAAGAUGGGCAACACAGUGCUGUAUAUCCCAAUAGAAGCCCUACAGUGCAGCCCUGAGGAGGCAAGAAAGGACAAGAAGCUGGUACAAAGAAUGGAGAGUGUUGUGAUCCACUGGACAGAUCAGAUCAAGGAGCUACUGAAUGAUCAAGAAGUAAUGGAGAUGGGGGACACAUGUGGCCCACUGCAGGAGAUAGCAUUCUGGAAGAACCGCUCUGCCAAGCUUUUGGACAUCAGCCUGCAGCUACAAAAGCCAAAGGUCAAACACAUCCAGAAGAUCCUGCAACUCUCAAAGUCUAUCUAUGAACAUCGCUUCUUCAAACUGGCCAAGGAGAUCCAGGAUUGCUCUUUACAGGCUAAAUCAAACCUGACCUACCUGUCCAUACUGAAGGAGCCCUUUGAAGAGUUUGCCAAGCUCAAGCCUAACCAAGUUACUCCUAAGCUGUGUCACAUUGUCAGUCUCAUUCGCAUCAUUUGGGUUAACUCCGACCACUACAACACUAAUGAGAGGAUCACUGGCCUCUUCCGCAAGAUGAGUAAUGAGGUCAUCAGCCUGUGCUUUAAAAGCAUCUCUCUGGACAGGAUCUUUGAAGGCUUUGUAUUAUCCAGCAAAGAAAACCUUAAUGACUGUAUCCAGUGCUGCCUGUCCUGGAAGGAAGUUUACCAGAAUGCAUCAAAUGUUCAUACCAAGUGUUCCCCUAAAGGUUGGAUGCUGGACCAAACCAGCAUCUUUGUGGUGGUUGAUGCUUUUGUUCAGAGGUUCAAAGACCUGCUUGAGGUAUGUGACUGCCAGCAUCAGUUUGCCCGUUGGGAGGAUGGUCAGCAGAGGCCCCUGCCAUGCUUUAGUGGAGGACAAGGACCAGAGUUCACCCGGUCCCUCCUGGAGCUAGAAAGUAUCUUCCACCGUGGCCUGCAGAACCUGCGCUCUGUCGUUAAGAGCAUCUUUGAUGUCGAGAACACCAUUUGGUUCAGAGAAUUCAACAAGUUUCGUGCAGUAGUAAAGGAUCUGGAAAUGAUGAUGCAGAACCUGAUCAGUUCCAUUUUUAAAACAGUAAACACAGUGGAGGAAGGAGUUCGGCUUCUGGACAUUUUUAGACCUAUGUCUACUCGAGAGGCUAUAAGGCGCACCACAGAAGAGAAGGUCGAAGAAGUGUACAAUGUCUUCAACAAGGAGCUUAAAAUGGUCAACAAGGAGUUGAACCAGAAGACAAGAGUUUGCCCUGACCAUAUACCUCCAAUAUCAGGACAGGCCCACUGGGUGAGGGCCCUCAGACAUCGCCUAGACAAACCCAUGGAGUUGCUCCAAACGGCCCAUUUUAUGCAUGAAUCAUAUAGCUGCAAGCAGGUCAUUUUCUCCAAUGGCCAAAUGGUGCAGGUUUUGGAUGAGUUGGUGAGGAAGAAUUUCAGUAUGUGGAGCCAGAAGCUGGACGGUCAGUACAUCAAGAGGCUUGAGCAGCCACUCAUGGUGCGCUGCAAGGACAACACCGCCAAGUUGGACAUCAAUUUUGACAAUAAUCUAUUGAACAUGUUUUCUGAGAUCCAGUACUGGGAUCGACUUAAGUUUGAAAUCCCACAGAGUGUAUCUGACAUUUGUCAGGACAGGGAGGACUUCAGAGGCCUGAGAGAGGGAACACUGCUGUUGAUCAGGGACUACAACAGGAUCAUUGGAAUGCUGUCUCCUGACGAGCAUGGUCUGUUUCGGGAGAGGAUUCGCUUCUUAGAUAAGAAGAUUCAGCCGGGGUUGUCAAGGCUCCUGUGGUUGUCAAAGGGAGCUUCAAACAUCUUCAUCCGAGAGUGUCUUGUACACAUUGAAAAGGUCCGGGUCAUAGUUAAUGAAUACAAAGUAUCCAAUCUAUCAAUUUCCAACCUCUGUCGCCAGAUGAGUGAAGCACUACUGAUUAAAGUCAAUGGAAAGACUGUGUACAGGAACCAGGAGUUUGAAGAUGACCAGAAAGCUCACCAGAAAAGCCAACUCCAAAUACUACGCUCAGCACACCAGGAUAUUGUUGAUACCAUGAACCGUAUUCACAGCACCUUCUCUAAUGAUGGACCUGAGGUCCAUGAACACUGGGUUCACUACACAGAAAAGGUAGACAACAUGGUUGAGGAAGCCCUAAGGAGCAACAUCAAGCAGUCCAUGAAGAAGCUAUCCAGGGCCAUCAAUGGAGACAGAAAGACAUCGCCCAAUCCGUUGUUCAAAGUCCUAGUGGUUCUGCACCAGACAGCCUCUGAAUCUCCACCAAUGAUUGAGUUCUCCCCGACACUAGGAAAACUUUCUCAACUAGUGAACAUUUUGCCUCAGCUCAUACACACAACCUCAGGAUUCAAACGUCUGCCUGAACUUCUCUCUGGCAAGAAGUCACAGGGGAAUCCCAUAUGUAUCCACUUGGAACAAGACGAGGAGAUUCAGAAGAUUCAGGCAGCUGUUUCCACGGGGAUGACGGCUAAUGCGAGCCACCUGCAAGCCUAUCUGAAGACCUGGGACAAAUACAGGGACAUCUGGCAAACCAACAAGGACUCUGUUAUACAACGCUACCAGAGACAAAACCCUGGAGUCUCUGCUUUUGAUGCAGAUAUACAAAGAUACACAGAAGAGGCCAACAGUGUUGAACAGGAAAAGACAGUAUUGGCAAUCCGGUUCAUCACGCUGGACUGUUCACCACUCAAGUCGUCCUUGAUGCAGCACUGCAGUGAGUGGCAAACCAAGUUCACUCAGCUGCUCAGCCACAUGGCAAGCACUCGCCUUAAAGAUCUUCAUGACUCUUUGCAAGACAAUGCCAACAGGCUCACACAACCACCCCAAACACUGGCUGAGCUUGGGGAGAGCCUGAAGCUCUUAGAGACUCUUAAGAGCAAUUUGCCGAAAACAGAGGCUCAGAUUCCUCUUAUCCAUGAUCAGUUUGCUAUUCUGGACAAAUAUGAGGUCCCUGUGGAACUGCUUGUGCAGAAUAUGCGAGAGGUGCUGAAUGGAGAGUGGGUGUGGUUCCAGCGGGUUUUGAUUGAGAGUGAUAUCACGCUGCAAAAGCACAAGGAGAAGUUUAAGAACGGCCUCAUCCUCUCCUCUGAGGAGUUAAAGAAGAAAGUCCAGACAAUGGUGCAGGAGUUCCAGAGCACAGGUCCGUUUGACAGCGUGCUAAGCACUAAGAUGGCCUUAACUCAAAUAGCUGAGCAUCACAGUGAACUGGAGGCUCUGAAACAGGAAGAGACCACCAUCCUUCAUGGGCUGGGCGUUUUUAAGAUAGACCAGUCUCCCAACAAAGGCAUCCUCACACUGGAAAAGGACAUAGAGCACCUGCAGCAGGUCUGGGAGAUAACAAGGGAAUGGAAUGUCAUGUGGAACAACUGGAAGGUUGGUCAGUUUGCUACGCUGCGGACAGAAAGCAUGGAGAACAUAGCACAGGACAUGUUCAAAAAAGUCAAUAAGCUGCAAAGAGAACUAAAGGAUAAAGAGUGGGAUAUAGUUAAUGUCUCAAAGAGCAAGAUUGAGCAGUUCAAGAGGAUCAUGCCUCUCAUCGCCGAUCUGAGGAACCCAGCCAUGAGAGACAGGCACUGGAAACAGAUAUGCGAAGAGCUGCAGUGCACUUUUGACCAGAACAGCGCUGAAUUUACCCUGGAGAAGAUGAUCUCUCUGGGCCUGGACAAGUAUGCAGAAAAGAUCUGUGAGAUCUCCGGAGCUGCAAGCAAGGAACUCUCCAUAGAGCAGGGUCUGGAUGACAUUAUUAAGACUUGGAAGGAUACAUUGCUCGACAUAGCACCUUACAAACAUGAAGGCCACUACCGGCUGAGAGGAACUGAAGAGGUUUUCCAGGCCCUGGAGGACAAUCAGGUUAUUCUGUCAACAAUGAAGGCUUCUCGCUUUGUCAAGGCCUUUGAGCGGGAGGUGGACUGCUGGGAACGGCAACUAUCACAGAUACUGGAAGUCAUAGAGAUGAUCCUCGUUGUACAACGUCAAUGGAUUUAUCUGGAGAAUAUUUUCCAAGGAAAAGACAUCCGAGAGCAACUGCCUAAUGAGUGUAAAGAGUUUCAAGACGUUAGCUCUAAUUGGAAGAUCAUCAUGGGACGACUCUAUGCGAAUAACAACGCUUUGCAAGGAACUAAACACCCGGGCUUGCUGGAGAGCUUAACAGAGAUGAGUGCCAAGCUGGAGGAGAUCCAGAAGGCCCUCGACAUGUAUCUGGAGACCAAGAGGCAGAUCUUCCCAAGAUUCUACUUCCUGUCUAAUGAUGAUGUGCUGGAGAUCCUAGGCCAGUCACAGAAUCCACAAGCCAUGCAACCCCACUUGAAGAAGUGCUUUGACAACAUCAAGAGCUUGCGCAUCAAAAAGAGCAGCAUGAUGUCAAAUGCGCAGGGGAUGUUCUCUGCUGAUGGGGAGUAUAUCAGGUUCCUGGAUGAAGUUAAUCUGGACAGACCUGUGGAGUUGUGGCUGUGUGACGUCGAGGCGACCAUGCGUAUUACACUCAAAGACUUGUUAUGGAAAUGCCUUGAAACUCUAAAGAGGAUGACAGGACAGAGAGACAAAUGGGUCAAGGAAUGGCCAGGACAGAUGCUCAUCACAGCAAGUCAGAUCCAGUGGACCACUGAUGUUACAAAAGCUCUUCUUAACAGCAAGGAUAGAUCUGAGAAGUCCUCUCUUAAGUCCAUGAAGAAGAAACAGGUCACCAUGCUUCAGAGGUAUUCAGAAAGCAUCCGUGGCAACCUCACCAAAGUGCUACGUCUUAAGAUAGUAGCGCUUGUCACAGUGGAGGUCCAUGCGAGGGAUGUCAUUGAUAAGCUGGCCAAAGCAGGCUGCAGUAACAUUAAUGCCUUUGAGUGGCUCUGCCAGCUGCGGCUAUACUGGGAAAAGGAAAUAGAGGAUUGCAUAAUCCGACAGACCAACACACAUUUCAAGUAUGGAUACGAGUACCUGGGCAACUCUGGACGCCUUGUCAUCACUCCUCUUACUGACAGGUGUUACAUGACCCUGACGACAGCACUCCAUCUCCAUCGAGGGGGCUCUCCUAAAGGUCCAGCUGGCACUGGGAAAACAGAGACUACAAAGGACUUAGGCAAAUCUCUGGGCAUGUAUGUGAUCGUAAUCAACUGCUCUGAAGGACUGGACUACAAGUCCAUGGGACGGAUGUACUCUGGUCUGGCACAGACAGGAGCGUGGGGUUGCUUCGACGAGUUCAAUCGUAUCAACAUCGAGGUGUUGUCUGUAGUGGCCCAGCAGAUCCUCUCCAUCUUGUCUGCCCUCUCGGCCAAACAAACCAAGUUCCACUUUGAUGGACAGCACAUACAUCUUGUCCGAUCAUGUGGAAUUUUUAUCACUAUGAAUCCUGGUUAUGCUGGUCGGUCCGAGCUCCCAGACAACCUUAAGUCUAUGUUCAGACCUAUCUCUAUGGUGGUGCCAGACUCCACUCUGAUUGCUGAGAUAAUACUGUUUGGAGAAGGCUUCAACAACUGCAAGCUUCUGGCUAAGAAAGUGUUCACCCUGUACUCCCUAGCUGUGCAGCAGCUCUCUAAACAGGACCACUACGAUUUUGGACUGCGAGCCCUAACUUCCUUGCUUCGUUAUGCCGGGAAGAAGCGCCGAGUUUGCCCUAACGUACCCGAUGAAGAAGUUCUGCUUAUGGCGAUGAAAGACAUGAACAUAGCCAAACUGUCGUCUUCAGAUGUUCCGCUGUUCAACGGGAUUACCCAGGACUUGUUUCCUGCUGUAGAGACACCUGUUAUAGACUAUGGCAAACUGAAGGAGGCUAUAGAGGCUGAGCUUCGACAGAAUGGUUUGCAGGUUUCUGCUUUUGCACUGACAAAAGUCAUCCAACUUUAUGAGACCAAAAACUCUCGACACUCCACCAUGCUGGUGGGAAAGACUGGCAGCGCUAAGAGUGUUACCUGGAGGAUCCUGCAGUGUGCUCUCACUGCCAUGCAUCACAAGGGAGUGCCUAGUUUCCAGUUGGUCCUGGAUUUCCCUCUAAACCCCAAAGCGAUGAGUCUAGGAGAGCUGUAUGGAGAGAAUGACCUCUCAACCAAUGAGUGGAGUGAUGGAGUGCUUUCCACCCUCAUGAGAACCGCCUGCGCAGAUGACAAACCAGAUGAGAAGUGGAUAGUGUUUGACGGGCCUGUUGACACACUUUGGAUAGAGAGUAUGAACUCUGUCAUGGAUGACAACAAGGUGCUAACACUCAUCAAUGGAGAGAGAAUUUCCAUGCCCGAACAGGUGUCUCUGCUGUUUGAAGUGGAGAACCUGGCACAGGCCUCUCCAGCUACUGUGUCCCGCUGUGGGAUGGUCUACAAUGAUUACGCUGAUCUGGGAUGGAAGCCUUUUGUUCAAUCCUGGCUGGACAAACGACACAAGGCUGAAGUGGAACAUUUAAAGCCGUUAUUUGAGAAGUAUAUAGAGAGCACGCAGGACUUUAAGAAGGUCAACUGUAAGGAGCUGAUUCCAAUCACUGAGCUUAAUGGAAUCACCUCAUGCUGCCGUCUCUAUGACUCCCUAGCUACAUCCAGCAAUGGGAUAAAUACCUCCAACACAGAAAACCUGGGUAGGAUGGUCUCUCUGUGGUUCGUCUUCAGCCUUAUCUGGUCCAUCUGUGCCUCUGUUGAUGAGGAUGGACGCAGGAAGAUCGACAACUUCCUGCGGGAGAUGGAGGGAACAUUCCCCAUCAGGGACACAGUUUAUGAGUAUUAUGUGGACACCAAGAACAAAAUCUGGGCUUCUUUUGAAGAAAAACUGCCUAAGAGCUGGCGCUACAAUGCAGAGGCUCCAUUCUAUAAAAUAAUGGUUCCUACAGUGGACACAGUUCGCUACAACUUCUUAGUGGAGGCUCUGGUGUUAGGUCAGUACCCAGUGCUGAUCUCUGGGCUAGUGGGCACUGGAAAAACCUCAGUGGCCCAGAGCAUCCUGCAGGACUUAGAUAACAAGUGGACUGCCUUGACUAUCAACAUGUCUUCACAGACAACGUCUAAUAACAUCCAAGCCAUAGUGGAGAGUCGCAUAGAGAAGAGAACCAAAGGCGUGUUUGUGCCAACAGGAGGGAAGCGCCUGCUUUGUUUCCUGGAUGACCUAAACAUGCCAGCUCAUGACCUCUUUGGCUCCCAGCCACCGCUGGAACUGCUGCGCCUUUGGAUCGACUAUGGCUUCUGGUAUGACCGCCAGAAACAGACCCUAAAGUUUGUCAAGGACAUGUUCUUGUUGGCAUCAAUGGGACCUCCUGGUGGAGGGAGGACUCACAUUUCUGGGCGCUUACAGAGUCGAUUCAACCUCAUCAAUAUGACCUUCCCUAAUGAGUCCCAGAUCAGACGGAUCUACAGUACCAUGAUCAACCAAAAGCUGCAGGGGUUUAAGGAGGAGGUGAAGCCCAUUGGAGACAUUCUGACCCAGGCCACCUUAGAACUGUAUUAUGCUGUUUCUGCUCGUUUUCUUCCCACUCCAGCAAAGAUACACUACCUCUUCAACCUCAGGGAUAUCUCCAAGGUCUUUCAAGGUCUGUUAAGAGCUCACCCUGACUUCCAUGAUACCAAAAACAACAUCACUCGACUCUGGAUCCAUGAGUGCUUCAGAGUCUUCUCGGACAGGCUUGUAGAUCGCAGUGACAUUGAGGUCUUUACUGCUUUGCUUGGGGAGAAACUGGCCUCACUCUUUGACCUCACGUUCCACAACAUCUGCCCUAACAAACAGCCACCUAUAUUUGGUGAUUUCCUGAGCGGUUCUGGUGUGUAUGAAGACCUGCUGGAUGUCAAAGGUCUUAAGAAGUUCAUGGAGACGCAGCUGGAAGACUACAACUUGACACCGGGUGUAGUGCCCAUGAGCCUGGUGCUCUUCCGUGAUGCUAUUGAACACAUAACUCGAGCAGUACGUGUGAUCAGUCAGCUUAGGGGCAACAUGCUGCUGGUCGGUGUGGGAGGUUCUGGUAGACAGAGCCUGUCUAAGAUGGCUGCCUUCAUCUGUGAUUACCAGGUGUUCCAGGUGGAAGUCACCAAGCAGUACCGCAAACAGGAGUUCAGAGAUGAUAUCAAGAAGCUGUACCGUUUGACUGGUGUCGACAACAAGCCUACAAUCUUCCUGUUCAAUGACACUCAGAUUGUAGAUGAGUCCUUCCUUGUGGACAUCAAUAAUAUCCUAAGCUCUGGAGAGGUGCCUAACCUCUACAAGCCGGAUGAGUUUGUUGAGGUAUGCAACGCUCUGUCAGAGUCAGCCAGGAAAGACAAAGUGGUGGAGACUCCUGACUCGUUAUUUCACUACCUGAUCGAGCGAGUGAGGAACAACCUGCACAUAGUUCUCUGUAUGAGUCCAGUGGGAGAGCCCUUCAGAAACCGCAUCCUUCAAUAUCCGGCACUGGUAAACUGUGCCUCCAUUGACUGGUUCUGUGAGUGGCCCAAAGACGCCCUGCUGGAGGUAGCUGAGAGGUACUUGGAUGGAAUGGACCUGGGCUCCCUGGAGGGGAUCCAGACAAAGGUUGCCAGUAUCUUUGUGACAACACAUCAGUCGGUAGCGCAGGUCUCUGAACGGAUGAAGUUGGAGUUGAGGAGAUAUAAUUAUGUGACAGCCACCAAUUACCUGGAGCUGGUGUCUGGAUACAAAAAGCUGUUGGCAGAGAAACGCAGUGAAUUGGGAGAGCAGGUGAGCAAGCUGCGUAAUGGCCUAUUCAAGAUCAGUGAUACCCGGGAGAAGGUGGAGGCCAUGUCUGUUGAGCUGGAGGAGGCCAAGAAGCAGGUGGCCGACUUCCAGAAGCAGUGUGAAGAGUACCUGUCUGUCGUCGUACAGCAGAAACGAGAGGCCGAUAAGCAGCAGAUAACUGUGAGUGCUAACAGUGAGAAAAUUGGAGCAGAAGAGUUGCAGUGUAAAGCUAUGGCUGAGAAUGCACAGAGAGACCUGGAUGAGGCCCUUCCUGCCCUUGAAGAGGCCAUGAAGGCUCUGGAGUCUCUGAAUAAGAAGGACAUGACAGAGAUCAAGUCAUACGGCCGUCCUCCAACACUGGUAGAGACAGUAAUGCAGGCUGUCAUGAUCCUUCUGUGCAAAGAGCCGACCUGGGCAGAGGCCAAGAGACAGCUGGGUGAGUCCAACUUCAUCAAAACAUUAGUUAACUUUGACAAAGACAAUAUAUCAGACCGCGUGUUGAAGAAGAUCGGCCAGUAUUGCAGGCAGGCAGAUUUCCUUCCAGAGACUAUCGGCAAAGUGUCACUAGCGGCCAAAUCCCUCUGUAUGUGGGUCAGAGCCAUGGAGGUUUAUGGGCGUAUCUUCAGGGUGGUGGAGCCAAAGAGGGCCCAGCUGAACACUGCCACCACCCAGCUAGCCGAGAAACAGGCUGCAUUGGCGGAGGCCCAGAACAAACUAAGAGAGGUGGCUGAAAAGCUAGAGCACCUGAAGAAGCAGCACGGUGAGAAGCUGGCCAUGAAGGAGAGUUUGAGGAGGAAAUCCGAGGAGAUGGAGGUGAAGCUUGAUCGAGCUGACAAACUGGUAACUGGACUUGCUGGAGAGAGGGUCCGCUGGGAGGAAAGAGUUGCUGGUCUUGAAGAAAACAUGGGAUACCUGGUAGGAGACUGCCUACUAGCAGCAUCUUUCCUUUCCUACAUGGGACCCUUUCUUUCCAACUAUAGAGAUGAGUUGCUUGCCAUCUGGCUGAAGGAGGUCAGAGACUUUGAAAUUCCAUGCACUCCCGGGUUCAGUUUCUCAACAUUUCUGUCCAAGCCUACAUCAGUAAGGGACUGGAACAUUCAAGGCCUGCCCUCUGAUGCAUUCUCUACUGAGAAUGGAGUUAUUGUCACUCGUGGAAACCGAUGGCCACUGAUGGUGGACCCUCAAGGCCAAGCUCUGAAGUGGAUCAAGAAUAUGGAAAUAACAAGAGGUCUGAAAGUGAUAGACUUUCAAAUGCCAGACUACCUGCAUAUACUGGAGAAUGCCAUCCAGUUUGGGAGUCCUGUUUUGCUGCAGAAUGUCCACGAGGAGUUGGAACCCUCUCUCAACCCAGUUCUUAACAAGUCCCUUACACGGGCAGGCGGCAGGCUGCUAUUGAAGCUUGGUGAUAAGGAAGUGGAGUAUAAUCCAGAGUUUCGUUUCUAUAUCACCACCAAACUCUCAAACCCCCACUACACACCAGAAAUUUCUACAAAGACCACCAUAGUCAACUUUGCUGUCAAGGAGCAGGGCCUUGAAGCCCAGCUACUGGGAAUUGUGGUGCGUAAGGAGUGUCCAGAACUAGAAGAGCAGAAGGACUCUUUGGUCAUCAGCAUUGCUUCUGGAAAGAAAAGCCUGCAGCAGCUGGAGGAUGAGAUUCUCAGGCUGCUUAAUGAGGCGACUGGCUCUCUACUGGACGAUGUGCAGCUGGUGAACACCCUGCAAACAUCCAAAGUCACAGCCACUGAGGUUUCAGAUCAGCUGGAGAGCAGUGAACAGACCGAAAUAGAGAUUGAUUCUGCAAGAGAGGCCUAUCGCCCGUGUGCCCAGCGAGCCUCCAUUCUCUUCUUCAUCCUCAACGAUAUGGGCCGCAUCGAUCCAAUGUACCAGUUCUCACUGGAUGCCUACAUUAACCUGUUUAACCUCAGCAUUAAAAAAAGCAAGCGCAGCCAAAAGCUGGAAGAAAGGAUUACCAACCUCAAUGACUACCACACAUAUGCAGUAUACAGGUACACGUGUCGAGGUCUGUUUGAGGCCCACAAGCUGCUUUUCAGCUUCAGAAUGUGUGCCAAAAUCCUGGAGGUGGCUGGCAAACUCAACAUGGAUGAGUACAGCUUCUUCCUACGAGGAGGACUUGUUCUUGAUAAGGAGGAUCAGAUGAACAAUCCAUGUACCAGUUGGCUGACAGACUCCUGCUGGGACAACAUCACAGAGCUGGAUAAGCUUCCAAAUUUCAAAGGCAUUAUGACCUCCUUUGAACAGCAUCCCCUAGACUGGAACCAUUGGUUCACCAGUGCUGAGCCAGAGAAUGCCACACUGCCAGGUAAUUGGAACCGCUGUAAUGAGCUGCAGAAGAUGUUGAUUGUUCGGUCGUUGCGUCAGGACCGUGUCUCUGUGUGUGUCACCUCCUUCAUUGUAAACAACCUGGGCUCACGCUUUGUGGAGCCACCUGUUCUUGAUAUGAAGGCAGUUGUGGAAGAAUCCACAUGCAGGACUCCUCUGAUCUUUGUGCUGUCUUCUGGUGUGGACCCAACAGGAGCCCUGUUGCAGCUUGCUGACGCCUCUGGCAUGAGCAAUCAUUUCCAUGCUCUGUCUCUGGGUCAGGGGCAGGCCCCCAUUGCUAAGAGCAUGAUAGAGGAGGGUGUCAAGACUGGUCACUGGGUGUUCCUUGCCAACUGCCACCUUUCUCUCUCGUGGAUGCCUGAGUUGGACAAGCUGGUGGAGCAGCUACAGGUGGAAAAGCCAAACAAAAACUUCAGACUCUGGCUGAGCUCUUCCCCACAUCCUGAAUUUCCCAUCACCAUACUGCAGGCUGGCAUCAAGAUGACCACUGAACCACCAAAGGGUAUAAAAGCCAACAUGAAGCGUCUCUACCAGCUGGUGACCGAGGAUCAGUUCAACCGCUGUUCAAGACCUGUCUUAUACAGGAAGCUGCUCUUCUCCCUCUGUUUCUUUCACAGCAUACUGCUGGAGAGGAAGAAGUUUUUACAGCUGGGAUGGAAUAUAGUCUAUGGCUUCAACGAUUCUGACUUUGAGGUGAGUGAGAAUCUGUUGAGUCUGUACCUGGAUGAGUAUGAGGAGAUUCCAUGGGAUGCACUGAAGUAUCUCAUUGCUGGGGUCAACUAUGGAGGUCAUGUGACAGACGACUGGGAUAGACGUCUUCUUACCACUUACAUCAACGGCUACUUCUGUGACUCUGCAGUAGACCAGCCCUUCUUUAAGUUGUCCUCCUUAACCUCCUAUUACAUCCCCCGCGAUGGUCCCCAGUCCUCAUACAAGGAACAUAUCAGUAUGCUGCCUUCCACAGAGCACCCUGAGGUGUUUGGCCAACACUCUAAUGCAGAUAUAGCCAGCCAGAUCGCAGAGUCCAGGACACUGUUUGACACCUUACUCUCUCUGCAACCCCAAGUCACCAGUCCCACUGCUGCAGGGGCCGGGCCAAGUAGAGAAGAAAAGGUAUUAGAGCUGCUGUCAGAUGUUCAAGGGAAGAUCCCAGCAUUGAUUGACUUCGAGGGCACCCGGUCGUUGCUCCAGGACAACCCUUCACCUCUUAAUGUGGUCCUUCUGCAAGAAAUCCAGAGAUACAACGCACUACUGAACACCAUCAUUUCGUCCCUGGUGGAGCUGGAGAAAGGGAUCACAGGCUUAGUGGUGAUGUCAUCAAGCUUGGAGGAGAUCUUCCACUGCAUCUAUGACGCCCGUGUACCACCACUGUGGGAGAAGGCUUACCCCUCCCUGAAGCCCCUGGCAGCUUGGACCAGGGAUCUUUCCCAGCGAGUCACUCAGUUUGCACGCUGGGCUGAGACGGUUCAGCCCCCCACCUUGUUCUGGCUUUCUGGCUUCACCUUUCCAAACAGUUUCCUCACUGCUGUUCUGCAGUCCUCUGCUCGACAGAACAAUAUUUCAGUGGAUACUCUGUCUUGGGAGUUUGUAGUGUCCACUGUAGAUGACAGCAACCUCCUCUCCCCGCCUAAGGAUGGGGUAUUUAUCCGAGGUCUGUUCCUGGAAGGGGCUGGUUGGGACAAGAAGAACUCUUGUCUGGUAGAAGCAGAACCAAUGCAGAUGGUCUGUCCCAUUCCAACCAUUAACUUCAAACCUGUGGAAAACCGCAAGAAGAUGUCCAAGAGUAUGUACCUGUGUCCGUGUUACUUCUACCCAGUUCGAUCGGGCGGGGCAGGCAGAGCUUCUUUUGUGGUCAGCAUUGAACUCAAAUCUGGAGCUGUGACCCCAGACCACUGGAUCAAAAGAGGAACUGCACUUCUACUGAGCCUAGACAACUAAGGGACUAUACACACUCACACAUUGACUCUUUUUUAAUUAUUUUUACAUUUUUAAAGGCUACAAGGCCACAACAGAGGAUAAAUGACAUGUUGAUUCUGUAACUUCUCUUCACAUGCAAGGUAACAGUAAAAGUGCUGAGUCACUCCUAAAGACAUUUGAGUUGGUCUCUUUCUGGUCUGGUUUGUUUCUCUCUUUGUCUUAUUUUCAUUAUGUCAGCUUAACGAUAAGUCACCUCAUAACAGACCUACAUCAGCCUUUCCAUGCGGACAUAGACACAGGCAUACACCGGGGAUAGUCUCCUGCUGUGAGGUGGAACCUUGCUUCUUUGUAACAUCUGGAUAAAGUUACUGUCUGCUCAUGUAAGGGUCUCGAUGUGCUCAUUGAAUCUUUGACAAAACACUUCAGAAAAAAUACAGCCACACAAUAUCUCCUCUGACAUAAAUGAGAAUGAAUGCUUCAGUUAUU
This is a messenger RNA of Labrus bergylta (ballan wrasse), 14487 nucleotides long. Its product is annotated as dynein, axonemal, heavy chain 2. Gene Ontology annotation, molecular function: ATP hydrolysis activity; minus-end-directed microtubule motor activity; dynein intermediate chain binding. Gene Ontology annotation, cellular component: dynein complex. The record is from RefSeq and is a predicted model, not a curated record. Gene Ontology annotation, biological process: microtubule-based movement. Lineage: Eukaryota; Metazoa; Chordata; Actinopteri; Labriformes; Labridae.